Penicillium canescens is the source of this 1989-nucleotide messenger RNA. RefSeq names its product molybdopterin cofactor biosynthetic protein. Gene Ontology annotation, biological process: Mo-molybdopterin cofactor biosynthetic process. The transcript has 2 exons. The coding region runs from base 1 to 1989 and encodes 662 amino acids. Lineage: Eukaryota; Fungi; Ascomycota; Eurotiomycetes; Eurotiales; Aspergillaceae. The record is from RefSeq and is a predicted model, not a curated record. Gene Ontology annotation, molecular function: cyclic pyranopterin monophosphate synthase activity; 4 iron, 4 sulfur cluster binding; metal ion binding.
AUGGCUGCACUGUGCAAGCGGAUCUUGUGCCCCAGAGCCCUUGUCUGGGGCCCGAAUAAGGCGAUUCAGACUCGACUCCAAAGCACCGCCGCUAGACCCAACGCCACCGUCGCAUCGCCUGAAUUACCUUCACAGUCCAAGGUCUCCCCUCGGUUAUCGACGCUCAAGUCUGCGAAGCCUUUCUCCGAGUUCCUUACAGAUACCUUCAAUCGCCAGCAUGACUAUCUCCGCAUCAGCGUCACGGAACGGUGCAAUCUUCGGUGUUUAUACUGCAUGCCCGAGGAAGGCAUAGAUCUAUCGCCGUCUGCCAAGCUGCUCACGUCCCCGGAGAUCCUCUAUCUAUCUUCGCUUUUCGUCUCACAAGGCGUUACCAAGAUCCGGUUGACAGGCGGGGAACCGACGGUCCGGAAGGAUAUCGUACCGUUGAUGCAGGACAUUGGCAAGCUACGGCAGAAUGGACUCCGGGAACUGUGUCUUACAACCAACGGGAUCUCAUUACAUCGGAAGCUAGAUCCGAUGGUCGAGGCUGGACUGACGGGUGUCAAUCUAAGUCUCGACACGCUGGACCCAUUCCAAUUCCAAAUCAUGACGCGACGCAAGGGAUUCGACGCUGUGAUGAAGAGCAUCGAUCGUAUUCUAGAAAUGAAUAAGGUCGGAGCGGGCAUCAAACUAAAGAUCAAUUGUGUUGUUAUGAGGGGUAUGAAUGACCGUGAGAUUCUCCCGUUCGUGGAGUUAGGCCGUGAGAAGCCUAUCGAAGUGCGGUUCAUCGAGUACAUGCCUUUCGAUGGGAACAAAUGGAAUCAGGGCAAGAUGUUCCCUUACCAGGAGAUGCUAGCUGUUAUUCGGGAGAAGUAUCCUACUUUUGAGAAAGUAGCGGAUCAUAAGAAUGACACGAGCAAGACAUACCGUGUGCCUGGAUUCGAGGGACGCGUUGGUUUCAUCACGAGUAUGACGCAUAACUUCUGUGGUACCUGCAAUCGACUCCGCAUCACAAGUGAUGGUAACCUCAAGGUUUGCCUAUUUGGUAACUCCGAGGUGUCCCUGCGCGACAUUAUUCGCAAAGAGAACGCCGGAAACCCAAUUGACUCAGAUGCGAUGAACGAUCUACAACUACUGGAAACAGUCCAAACAGCAUCCCGCCUUAGCGAUGAAGGCGCCUUAGUGAACGAGCGAGAGCGCGAGAUCCUCGAUAUUAUCGGCAUGGCCGUGAAACGCAAGAAGGCGAAACACGCUGGCAUGACCCAAUUGAAGGAUAUGAAAAACCGGCCUAUGAUCUUGAUUGACAAUAAACCGAAACACAGGCCAACCUACUCUUUGACAACAAGAGCUAGCCCUCCCUGGUCAAAUAUCCCAGUCUACCUGCUGUCACAUUUACCCACUACUUCCCAAGCUCGUCUCUACCACAGCGGACGCUCUACAGCCGACCCCAAAGACCAAAAUCAAAACACCUCUCGCCCAUCCCCAUCUCUCCCAACAACCUCCGAUGCAGACCUCCCACACCUAACUCCAUCCAAAACAGUCCACAUGACGCAAAUUACCGAAAAACCGGAAACAAAACGCCUGGCCACAGCGGCAUGUACAGUCUCCUUCUCAAACAAACGACCCUGGUCAAUCCUGCGCAAAGGCCAAACACACAAAGGCGACGUAUUCAGCGUCGCCCGGAUCGCCGGCAUCAUGGCCGCUAAGCGCACACCGGAUAUUGUCCCAUUAUGUCAUCCUGGGAUUGGAAUUACCGGAGUGGAGGUUAGUGUUGAAUUGAAUGAGCCAAAGAAUAUAGACUUUGGUUCUAUGAAGAUCGUUGCGACAGUUAGUUGCUUUGGCAGGACGGGGGUUGAAAUGGAGGCUAUGACCGCUACUAUGGGGGCGGCUUUGACGGUUUAUGAUAUGCUCAAGGCUGUUGAUAAGGGGAUGGUUAUUGAUGCUGUUCGGUUGCUUGAAAAGCAGGGUGGGAAGAGUGGACAUUGGAUUAGGGAGGAGAGAGUAGAGUGA